ACUGCAACAGAAAACAAAUUUUUACUUACAGGGAUAUUACCAACAUAGCUUACUAUUAAAGGCAAAAUAUGUGAAUAGCACGGGCGAGUGAAUCACACUGUUCUGUUAGCCAACGUCGAACUUAAAACUCAAUAAUGACAAGGUUAUAUGCGGUGAUAAUGGUUAUUGUUAAUAAAAUUAUUAUAUCUCACUCGCUCAGAAUAAAUAAGUACUAUUAGCGCUGUGCAACGCCGGAAUUUACGAAUUUUGGCAUCGCUCUGGCCGCACUUAUGUGUAUUAACCAUAGAAGUUUAAAAAUAGAACGUUGGCGAUUAUUUUUAGACAAUAAAGAUCUACUAAAUUACAACUGGAAAGAGCCUGCGUUUUUUUUGGUUUUGGUCAAGUGCGACCUUGCAGAUUACAUAUUGUUGGUCCUGACCACAUCCACAGAAUUAAAAAAAUUUAAUGUUCUGUAUAUUUUUUUAGGCCAAGUGGAGCAAAAUGUCGGCAAACGGCUCCAUAGAAAAACUUACAAAUUCAUACAAAAUUCCUUUAGCGAAUGUUCUAGAAAUCCCGAUAGACAUCGAGGCGCCAUAAAAGAUCGGCGAGACGUGAAGAUACGUUUCUUACGAGGUUGCGUAAAGGUUUCUAACAAAAUUGCUAGGCAACUAAGAGUAUAAACAAAAAUCCCUAAACACGCUCGUGUGAAGUUAGCAAUAAAUUUUGCAUAUUUUUUUGUGAAUAAAUAUGCAUAUUGCACACAUCACCCCUUAAAUAACGCCAAUAAAAUUGAUACGCAUAACUACGCUAUUUUUUAGAAAUAAUUUUCAAACUUGACGAUGAGUACCUAGAGAUUAUGCUAUAGGGAUACCAAAAUUACAGUUCCUAUUUUCAGUGGACCUUAUCGAGCAGCAUUCUUCAAGUAUACUUUUGUAACCUAAAUCGAACUAUGGGAUAAAACCACACCUAUUGCAUUGCUCAAAUUUAAUGGUUUCAUAAUGAGAAGAGUUGACAGCCAUGGUUCUAAAGUCGCAGAAACCGCCCACUUAUAAAAUUAUAGCUUGAAGCCUUGGUGGUACUUGCAUAUUGUCCAUUAACGUUUGGGAUCGCCGAAUUUGAAAACCUUGUUUAUUGCUGCUUUGAGGUUGUAGGUUAGGGUGUUGCGGUAGUCUGGAAGGUGGUGUGAUCGUGAUCGUUGAUUUGAUUAAGAAUGAAGACUAUAGCAGAUGUGUCCAUUACCGAGUGCAUUGAUACCAGUAAUUACAAAGAAGACUCAAAACACAAAUUCGCAAGUACAUAUCAAAAUGGGUAUAAUUACAAGGAGUAUCUCGAAGAUUAUUUACGUAAAAAUGGAAAAUAUUUAAACGGUCACACCCUGACAUCUGCACUGGACGAGGAACACCUAAACUACAAACAGAAAUGUUCGAACGAAAGGAAUUCACCUAAAAAUGCAAAGCCUUGUAAAGAGUCAUUCGAAAAACCAAUGCUACUAUCGACUCUAUUAACAUCUAUAAGUUUCUACAUUCUAAUGUUCCUCGGCUACCUUAGCCAAUCACUAUUUCCGCCGAAGAUCGCGAAAGAAUACAAUCGUCAGGGCUAUCCGCAUCUCUACGAAAAAUUUGCGAGUUUCUACUCGCUCUACGUCUAUCGCAGAGUGCGAGAUUGCUGGAACUAUCCCAUCUGCAGCGUUCCCGGCGCCGAAGUCGUCCUGAAGGAGCGUAUUACGCCGGACAACGGAUGGACUUUUGAGUUUACUGGAUCAAAACGAAAAUGCAUCAAUUUGGGUUCGUAUAAUUACCUCGGUUUUGCCGAACCGAGCGGACCGUGCGCCGAGCUCGCCAUUAAAGCUGUGCAUACUUACGGCUUGUCAACGGGCGGGACGCGGCAACAAUACGGCACCUGCGAGAUACACAGGGAGCUCGAGAAGUUGACCGCCGAGUUUUUGGGUGUAGAAGAUGCAAUUACUUUCGGUAUGGGCUUCGCGACAAAUUCCUUGAACAUUCCUGCUUUGUUUUCGCCCGGAUGUCUGGUAAUCAGCGACGAAAGGAAUCACGCCUCUUUAAUUUUGGGUAUUCGAUUAUCCGGCGCCACUGUUCGAGUGUUCAAACAUAAUGAUGUAAAGGACUUGGAGAAAGUGUUGAAGUAUGCAAUUUACUAUGGCCAAUCCAAGGAUAGCAUAACGCAUACGCCUUGGAAGAAGAUUUGUAUCUUUGUUGAGGGUAUUUACAGCAUGGAAGGAAGUAUAGUUCAUCUCCCCGAGAUCAUUGCUCUAAAGAAGAAGUACAAAGCGUAUUUAUAUUUAGACGAAGCACACAGUAUAGGAGCUAUCGGUAGGUCGGGACGAGGUGUCGUUGAUUACUUUGGUUGCGAUCCAAAAGAUAUAGAUGUGUUAAUGGGCACUUUUACUAAGAGCUUUGGAUCUGCUGGAGGAUACAUUGCGGGCACACAGCAAUUUAUAUCGUAUUUACGUCAGAAGAGUUACGCAUCUAAGUAUGCUUACGCAAUGUCACCACCGGUAGCCGCCCAAAUAAUCGGCGUAUUGAAAAUUUUAAUGGGAAAAGACGGCACAGACUUGGGAAAGAAGAGAAUUGACACGUUAGCUCGAAAUACGCAGUACUUCAGACGGAAAUUGGCGCAAAUCGGUCUUAUUACCUAUGGAAAUCAAGACUCGCCGGUAGUGCCCGUGCUGGUUUAUCUCUACUCGAAAAUUGCAUAUUCUGUUCGGACAUUAAUCGAAAAUAACAUUGCGACAGUAGGCGUGGGCUAUCCUGCAACACCUUUGCUAGAAGGCCGCCUUCGUGUAUGCCUUUCGGCGGGCCAUACCAAAGAGCAAUUAGAUUACGCAUUAGGAAUCAUCGAGCAAGUCGCCAAUGACAUUGGUCUUAAGUAUUCGAGGUUACCGAAGGACCCAAAUCCGAUCGAAUAUGAAAAAAUUGAAAUCAACUCUUAGUGGUAGAACGCGUCGUUUGUUAUGCCAACAAGUAUUAUUCAACUUAUUUU
Molecule: messenger RNA, 2979 nt
Organism: Photinus pyralis (common eastern firefly)
Lineage: Eukaryota; Metazoa; Arthropoda; Insecta; Coleoptera; Lampyridae
Product: serine palmitoyltransferase 2-like
Exons: 10
Coding region: 1190-2929 (579 amino acids)
Biological process (GO): sphingosine biosynthetic process; ceramide biosynthetic process
Cellular component (GO): serine palmitoyltransferase complex
Molecular function (GO): pyridoxal phosphate binding; serine C-palmitoyltransferase activity
Source: RefSeq, a predicted model, not a curated record